AUGGAGCCAUGUGAUUCUGGUCCGGAACGAGCCAUGCGGCAGUACCUAACCCAGCUGCUGGAGACCGGCACCACCCGUUCCACGGGCUGUCUGGACCGCUUCGUGCGGAAGGGCAUGAGCAACUUCCCACCGCAAUCAUCCCUCGAAGGCAAGGCGUCCCGUUGCUCGCUCUUCGAGCAGCUCCUGUCCGGCGGAAGCCGCAAGUCGGAGCGCUUGCUUGUGCCCGAUCUGGCCACCGAGUGGUUCCGCAAGCAGAAAGUGUUUCUGGACAAGCUCAGUCCCGAGGAGCUGGCCGCCCUGAGCGAUGGAUUGGCGGAUAAGAACAGCAAGAACUCGGGACAGAAACAGCGCAGCUCGACUCCUUCUCGCCAGGCACAAGCCAGCAAGUCCGCAGCAGCGGGUCCAGCAGCGAGCCAAGUGAAGGACACCGAGGAGUCUGGCGGCAAGGUGGCAGCAUGCAUACCCACCACGGAAGCACGCGUGGGCAAUGGUAACCCCUUUCUCAUGGGCAAUGCCCAAACGCAGGAGAUGCAAGGCAAGGGUUCCAAGCGAAGGCGGUCGCACUGGGAGAGGGCUGGCCAUCGUUGUCCAGCGCGAGGAGGCAGCUGCUCCUGCCUGAAGCGACGGGCAGGUGCAUCCGGUGGCUGCCUCUUCCAGGCCGAUGGACAGCCCCUGGCCAGCGACUGCUUGGAGGCACUCCGGACGGAGCCGCUGUUGCCGUGCCUGCGACGCAAGUUCGACUUGCGCCAGGCGCCCCAACGGCGUCUCGAUCCGGCGCGCUUUCGUCGCAUUUCGCCGGAGUUCUUUCGCAUCCUGGCCAGCUACGAGGCGUCCAUGUGCGAGAGCUGUCCGCUGUACGGCAUCUCGAUGCAUCACUGGGGCGACACGGAGGCAUGUUGUUCGUGUGGGGAGCGCCAUCCGCAUUUGAAGCACGGAUUUCUGGGCGACGAUUCGGUGGCCACAGCUGUGUUGCCUCCUUCUAGGCCAUCAUUGGAGUCCCGACAAGCGGAGGAGCUCAAGCAGCCGGCCCAGAAGCAGACGGAGAAGAAGGAUUCAAAAUCUUGUAAGGAGAAAUGUGAGAAGUCAAAGAAGUGCUGCUGCUCCAAUGAAACCUGCGCCAAUGACUCCUGCUUGGCAACUAAAGAAAACGGCACGGCAUUCCUGGACGAUUCGUCCUCAUCCGAAGAUGAGCAGCCGGAAGAAAGCCGUAGGAAGCGGGUGGACAUGCGGCAGACCAAAGCGAAUGGUCAGAAGGGCAGGCAGAUGGACAGCAAGCAGACUCCCCCCGAGAAUCGUCAAUCUGAGAGCUGGCAGGGGCGAAGUGUUGACCAACAGGACAGGAAGCAGACGAGUCCCGAGUGGCGGAGGAGAUUCCCCAACAUCUUCCGCCGGCAAUCGCAGUCCUACAGAACUGCCUAUGCUCCCACGCACUUUUCCCCGCUGUCUUCUUAUCCAUCUGCCCCUCCAGUACCUUCUAGUGCAUCUGCUUCUUCACCUGCAUCUUCGCCUGCAUCUCUACCUGCCUCUUCAACUGAUUCUUCGCCUGUUUCGUCGUCAACUUCACCCGAAAUGCCCAGGGGCUGCCAGUGUCGACACCAGCCCAGGGGCAUCCUCAGUGGAUUCACAGGGAUCUGCAAGCGCUGCAUCGAACCAGGUCGCCAUCUGCUCUACAAUUUGAAUGCAAACUACCAGCAGAACCGUGAGCGCUACGGGCAAAUGCGUCAGAACAGAAAGCGGCCAAAAACGGAGGAGCGGGGCACAAAUAUGCCAUUCCAUAUAGCCACACAGCCGGCGCCCUGCAGCUGGAAAAAGUCCAAGGGGCAUUGGAAUGACGGGAUUGAGGAGGGGGACAGCAGCACCACACUGAGGCCCGAAUCUCUGCCGGCAAAUGGUUUCCACAACUGUCAUCCGGACAGCGCAGUUAUCCGUGGACAGUCCAACAGCGAACGCUCCUUGCCAUUUCGCACACCCACCAGUGAGCGGACUUUGGCGGGUUGGAAUCAACUCCCUCAGGAGCAGCCCCCAUUGGAGGUGACGCAAUGCAAGUGCGCAUUGCCGCAGGAAUCCUUCCAACGUCCGCCCGUCAGUAGCUGCACUUUCGCGCUAGCUGACGCAGAACAGGCGGUGCUCCAAAGCUCCGAGGUGACGCGGAAGUCGAUCAGCGAGGUGGAUUACCUAAGGUGUGGACAUCGCGUUAAGGCCUGCUAUGUAUCCAAUGAUUUUCAUCAGCUAAUGAAGCGCGUGGCCAAAAGGAGACCCAAGUCCAAGGGACAGGUUCCAAGCAGACCCAAGUCUGCGAGUCCGCCAUCUGCAGCUAAAGCACCAAACAGAACGAAAGAUCAGGAUGCAGCAGCUCCAUGCCAGCAGUCACCUGAGGCUUCACGUGCAUCUUCAACAGAACGGUCCAGGCUCCAUUCGAAACCCAUAACUACGCCGAAGUCUAAGCCGAGGAUAAUAGCUGCUUUGUUGCCGGAUAAACUGCCAUCCAAGAGAUUAAACAUCACCAACUCAGCCACAGUGAAGUUUCGCAGUCUUCGAAAAGCCAAGAAAAGGAAGCAGGAUCGUGGGCCCAGGCAGGAAAACUUAAGGGCAGCCCCGCUAGGCACAGGCAGUAGUUCCCAUAGCCUGAGAAUGUCUCAGGUGCGAAGCGAUGAUCAGGAGCCACCAGGAAACCCAGCCGCCUAUUCCUCAAGUCCCAGUUGUGCGCAAUUUAAUGGGGACACUGCGCCCAAAGGAUCGUCAAGAGGCACAUCUCCGAAAAGCCGACGAGAGGCGAAGCCCUCAAAGCGGAGUCCUAGCAAGAAGCCAAGUCAGAGGAGACCUUCCUCCUGCAGUUCCUCCAGCGAUCAACGGUGGGCUUCCCAAAGGGGAGUUCCAGAUACUGCCAACAUUUCGGAUGCCUCCUCCUGGACACAGAAAAGUCGAGAGCCAGCAAAGAAGCGGCAACAAAGGCGAAGAUCUCCAUCCAACUCCUCGCAUCCCUCCUACACCGAUGUCAACUCCAGUCAGUGCUCGAGAGCUUGGUCGCGGGGCGAUUCCCACUCCCAGUGCCGAGGCUCACCCUUGAAGUCGGCCAUGAGGAAGGCGGCCACUCAAUACCACGCUUCGCUCCCCAGCUUCGCACCCUCGCACCUGGAGACGGGUCGCAGGUACUACACGGACACACAGCCGGGCGGCGAGGUGGCGGCAUCCCAGUGCAGCUGUCGCUCCCUGCGCUCCGCCACCUCCAUCCGGGCUCUCAGCUCCAACACGGACAGCGUCCGAUGUCCCUGUGCGCCUGCCCCCUCGGUGGCCAGUGUGGAACCGCCGCAGGAGGCGGUCACCGUGGUGCAGGCGCAGCAGGAAGAGCAUUGCUGCUGCUGCCGCUACCACACGCCUCUUCUGGCCAGCCAGCCGCUGGAUGCAGCACAUCCCCAGCCCAGCUCCUCUCCAGCUCCGUGCGCCUGCCGACGUCAUAAGGCCAUGUUAUUCAGUGAUGCCAUGAGGUGGGAGCCACAGCAGCACCACCACGCUCGCACUCUACUGCGCACUCAGCGUCCACCGCCUGCGCCUGCGCCUCCUCCGCCGCACUUGGUCAUGUAUCCACAGUACCAUGUGGGACACCCGCCAGUUCAGCCAGCCCCAGAAUGGCUGCCAGAGUACCCAGCACCUUGUCACUAUCCAAACAACGCCAGCCAGCAGUGGGAAGAUCAGGCGGCAGACCCGCCAUACUACCUCAUGCCGGAAAGAACCAGAAAUGGGUCCUACUCUGGUCAGUUCGCAGGCCAAGAACGGCUGGGAAGGGAUCGAGCCGGAGCCAUAAGGGCCGCUGCCCAGGGUCUUAAGGGCGUGGUCAAAGCUCUGGGAGGAACGCGGCCUAGAUCGCGACCCGAUCCGCAACUGGGCUACUACCAUCAAAGCGGCUGCAGCCAAGAGCGGAAUGCGACUAGCCUGGGACCCACAUUGCCACCCAGGUCGUAUCAGAACCAGACGAGGCAUUCCAGCGAGGCAUCCCAUGCGCAAGGGCAAGGCAUGGAAGCUCCACUUUACAGGGGACCAUCCACAUCGACCUACUACGAGAACUAUCCGCUAAGGAAUGAAGCUGCCAGCAGUUGUGAUGCAGGGCGAAAUGUGGAGAGGCACCAGUCGUCGUUCAGGAUGGAAGGUGGGGGACGGCGAGCCGCUGGAGCUUUAACUUCAGCCGAUGAACCACAAAACGUGGACACUCGCAUGCCACUUGCCAUUUUUUUUGAGAGCUUGAGGGCGAAGCACGGAUCAUCUGAAAUCUCGGCCAGAACUAUGCAGCAGUCAACCAAGCAAGGAGCACAGGAAGCACCUAUGCCAGGCAAUGACUCCGAUUCAAUGGCAUCCUCCAGUGACGAUGAAGCGGACGCAGAUGACAGCUUGGACUGGGGCCACAGGCAGUUGCGCAGUGGCUCGGAGGAUGCCAUGGUCAUCCCACCCACCUACACAGGUCUCCUCGAGGAGCAGGUGCUCGGUGAGUAUCUGCCCAGUCCGCGGUGCAGACGCAGGACAUGACCACAAACCACCACUUUGUGAGCA
This is a messenger RNA of Drosophila erecta, 4542 nucleotides long. RefSeq lists its product as uncharacterized. Lineage: Eukaryota; Metazoa; Arthropoda; Insecta; Diptera; Drosophilidae. The record is from RefSeq and is a predicted model, not a curated record. The transcript has a single exon. The coding region runs from base 1 to 4518 and encodes 1505 amino acids.